This is a messenger RNA of Drosophila guanche, 6318 nucleotides long. RefSeq lists its product as uncharacterized. Lineage: Eukaryota; Metazoa; Arthropoda; Insecta; Diptera; Drosophilidae. Gene Ontology annotation, molecular function: protein binding. The transcript is spliced from 7 exons. The coding region runs from base 182 to 5428 and encodes 1748 amino acids. The record is from RefSeq and is a predicted model, not a curated record.
AAAAUACAGAAUAGUUUUUCGUUUGUCUGCGUUCGCGACGCGGGGCCAAGGCGAAUGGCAAGCCAAGCGCUGAGAGCCGAAGAAGAAGCAUCCAAAACCCAAACAAGCGUUUAUUUAAUGCAUUGCCCGAAACGAAGAAUACUUUAAGAGUGUUGCAAACAUGUGCCGCUGAGCAGUAGAAAUGGAAUCAAUAGUUUUACACUCGGAUGUAGCUCGUCUGGUAUUGGGUUAUCUGGUGAAUCAGGAUCUGAAAAGAGCCGCUCACACCCUGUGCCGCACAUCGCCGCAUUUACGUCACGAAUUCGUUGCCCUCAAGCAGGGCCUGCAGCCGCACAACUUUCUCAAUGGCGGCCUGGAGGACAUCAUCUGCGAGCAUGUCAAGAUCACUGGAUUGGUGGCACACGCGGUGCAGAAGCUGCCACUGAAGCUGCGCCAGCAGUUGCAGCAGCUCAAGCUCUCCGAGCGUGUCAUUCAGCUGAUGGGCAUGGAUCGCAGCAAGUCAGCAGCAGGAGCAGCAGCAGACAGCACACCCAGCCAUGCCAACAGUCAAGCGCAACGCAAGCGGCGACGAAUACGAACACAAUCGCCUGCACCUUCGUCACCAUCGCCCACAUUAGGCAAGCGUCCACGCCUGCUGCCGCCCUAUAUUUCUUGCAGCCACAACCGCGACAACUCGCACAUGAGCAGCUUUCUGGCGUGCCAAGGAGACGACGACGAUGAAGAGCAGGAGGAGGAGAAUGAAGAGCAGGAGGAGCUGGAGGGUGAUAGCAGCACAGCAAGCGAGGAUAUGGAAGAGCAACGAAUGCCGCUAGAGCCGUGCAACAAUUCCACGCCACGUCAAAAGAAGGACGAACCGGAGCUGGAGCCCGAACCCGAUCCUCAGCUACAGCUAAUGCUGGCGCCACAAUCAAUGCCCGAGCUGACAACGGCCAUUAUCAAUAAUCCCGAUUUCCGUGAGACUCUGGUGAACAACAUCAAUGUGGCACUGCAAACGGUGACGGUGCACAAUCCCAUAGUUAGCUGUGACGCCAUACUGGAUGGCCUGGUGCGGAAUAUACUGGAGGCAACCGAGAAGGAUCCCUCAUUCGAUCGCAUCAUCCAAGAGGUUGUGGCUGCCGAUCAGCCACAAGCAGCUCAAGGCACAGAGAAGGCAGCACCAAUCGAGCCAGUGGCAGAGGCAGAGUCAGCGGCAGAGAUUCAGCAAGAACCACCACAAACGCCGCUCAUAAUACGCACCGCAGUGGCGGCCAAUGCCAGUGACGAUCCAAACUUCUCCAUCUCCAAGCUGAUUGUUUUCAACUCCAAUGAGAGUGUCCAAAAGAUGGUUGCCUCCUCCAAUGUGAGCUUUGCCAGUGAGAAUCUAAAUCUAAACUUUGAUCCGGCUGUCAUGCUGACCGAGGCAGAGGCAGAGGCUGCCGCUGCGGGUCAAGUGUGCGUGGAUGCCACAACCGGACAGCUGACCUUUCCCAUGUUCUACUCGAACGGUGGCAUGCUGUCGCAUUUGCCAUUUCUGGUGAACAACGAGUGGGUGGCCCAGCAUCUGGGUCCCGAUGCGUUUGCCAAUGCUGAGGAUUCGCACAUAGAAAUAUCCCUGCCAGAGCCAAUCACAUUUACGGCUGAUCAGCUGCCGCCGAAUGCGAUAAUCAUCAACAGUGCCCAAAAGCAGCCGCCCAGUCAGCUAAUCGACGAAGCAGCCACGAGUGGGAGUGGGAGUGGGAGUGCAGUGCUGCUGCCCGAUAUAGAGGAGCAGCCAGAAGCAACUGCAGCUGCAGCACCUGCCGCAGUGGAAGAGGAUCCCAAGCAGGAGCCUCUGGCCAUACCACCCGCUUCGUUGGACUCCUCCCGCAUGGUCAUUGAACGGGCCACACCCUCCACAUCGGGCAUCAUCAAUGUGAAGGCCUAUCGCAGUCUGUCGACACCACGCAAGCGCACCUCACACGUUCGCACGCUGACAUUCUCGCCCAAGGUGCAGCCACAGAACUCCGCCAACACACCGCUGUCCACGCGCCGACUUGGCAGGGCCAAUGAGAAGCCCGUCAUAAAUAAUGUGGAAAUAAUACCAGCGGGUUCCGCACUGGCGCCCGCUUCCAUAUCCGAUUUAAGUGCCAAUGACACGGUGGGACAUGGCGUGCCGCCGCUAUUCGCGAUGGAAGAGUGCAGCAAUCAGACGGUUAUCAAGGCCUCGUCGGCAAAGAAAAUCAAACCAAAGGCAGGAGCAGGAGCAGCAGUCGAAGCACCAGUCAUGGCCGCUGUAACGCCGAAGCGUAAACAGAAGCGACAAGCGGCGGUGAAUGCCUGCAAGAGGAUAAUUGCCCAGGCACCCGCACUGGAGACUGAAUCAACGGCAAACGAAUCGGAAAUCCAUGUGGAAGAUGCAGCAACGGCAGCCAGGUGCCAGCAGGAUGGAAAUGAUAGCGCCGAGGCCAGCAAGGAGAAUCAACAGAAUCAGUCGACAGAGGAGGCCGGUGCUGAAGAGUCGCAGGAUCUGCUGGCUGCCUGGAAUCGCCAGAUGAUUGGCUCAAGCAGCGAACUGGAGAAUCGUUUGCGUGAAAUCAAUGCCAAGCAGCAGGAUGAGGCGCCAGCGACCAGUGUCAAGCCCGCACGCAAUCGCCGCAGAGCGACGCCCACCACCCGAAAGAAAAAGCCAGAAACGCAGCCCAAGGGCAAGUCCAGCAAAGCCAAGAAGCAGCAGCAACCAGAAGGGGUCGGUGGCGUUAGCAUUAAGUUGCCAACGCCCCAAAAGCCAAAGCCAAAAACUAAGAAAAACAAGAAGGAAGAGACAGAAGUAGCAGCAGAGAAAGAUCCAGAUCCGCCUGCAGCAGCAGAAGUUCCUUUUAUGCUUAACCCAGAGGCCGAUGAUAUAGAUGCCAAUAUGGCCAUGCUGCUGGAUACGCCAUUUAAGCAGCCGCCCUUGGGUUCGAUGGGCAGCAUGGCUAACAUUCAUGGUGGACCGUUGGGUGUGCCGCCAACGCCUGGGGGCAUGGCCAUCCUACCGCUGGACACGCCCUAUAGCAAGCUGCCGACCAGCUCGUUUCUGUUUGGUUCGGAAACAAAGAGCAUUAUGGAUACGCCACAGCUGAGCGCCAUAACGCCGGGUUUCCGCCUGACACCAUUUGGCCAUGGUGCGGGCACACCGCUGGGCAGUGCCGCCAAAACGGAUUACUCAUCGGGCAGCAGCUAUUACCGGCCGGAUGAGGCUGAGCAUACGGAUGCGAAUGCGCAGUGCGCGAUCCAUCAGCGCGAGGAUUGGGAGGAAACAAAGCAGCAAGCAGAAGCAGAAGCAGUAGCCGAAGCCGAAGCAGUAGCAGCUGCAGCAGCAUUCAAGGAUGUCGUGCAGGAAGUGCUUGAUCCGAAUGAUGUUGCUGUGAACAGCUUCGUGGAGCUGUGCGGCAUCGAGCCCACUGUGCUGCGACGUGUGCGAUCCUUUGGCAGCGAUGUCGUGGAUAGCAUUGAGGCGGCCACCGCGAUAUCCCUGGCAAUGGAGACAGCCCCACCGCCGCCGCAUUAUAAACUGAUGCCUGGACUGCCGGAAUCCGUGCUGGAGGAGGCAUGCAGCAGCUCCAGUUCCUCCAGCUCCUCGUCUUCGUCUAGCUCCAGUUCAAGUUCCUCCAGCAGCGCGACAUCCACCUCCUCCUCCGCAUCAGCCGCAACAUCCGCAUCGCAGGGUAGCCAGCAGCGGGCAAGAAAUGGAGUUGCGGCAGACAGCCAGCAGGCGGCAGUGCGACUCAGUCUGGAUAAUUUGUCGAACAUCAGCAGCACCGAGGAUGAGGAGUGGCUGAAGGCGGCGACGAUGAAUGCCCCACCAACGCUGGCCAUCGACAGUCAGCCGGGACAACUGGUGAGCCAGGAUGGGGAGGUGCGUUAUCCCAUACGGAAUUGGCUAACGCCCAGCAAGGCAGUCCCACCAGCGCCAGUGGCAGUCAGUCCAACGCUGAUGAAUGCGCCACUGGGUGCCAUCAAGCUGACACUGCCGCCGCGCUCCGCAGAGAAGUUAACCCAGCGCUUGCAGCUGCAACAGCAGCAGCAACAACAGCAGUCGAAGCGGGAGCUGGAGCUGUCGCUGGAGCAGCCUUCUUCGUCUUCGUCGAAGAUGAGCGAUCAAAUGCAGCAGCUGCUGCUCGAGAAGCGGGAGCGUGUUGUGGCCAAGGUGAAGCAGCAGCAGCCGGCAGGCAAGUUAGCGCUAAAGAGAACAAAAACCAAGAAGCUAACGGCCAUGCGAGAGACGGCCCAGCAGGCCAAUCCGCCUGUACAGAAUAAACCCAAAAAUAUGACAACAAAGAAGAAGGCAACGGCAACGGUAACAGCAGCAGCAGCAGCUCCUGCAGCACACGAUCUCCCAACAUCAACAGCCACACCACAACCCAAAUCGAUGCCUGAACGUAAUUUGGAUCCCCUGCUGUACGCACUGAAUCUCUCAGCGAAGAAGCAGGAGCCCUGGUCCUGCUCUUUCUCGGGUGCAGCAGCAGCAGCAGGUGGCGGCGGCGGCGGCGGCCCGAAGAUGCAAAAAAUAAAGGUGAAUGUGUCACGUAAAGUGCUCCAGAUAGCCGCACAGCCUGCGCCACAGAAACGUGGACGUCCCAAGAAGCCACAAAGAGCAGACCAAGCCAAGAUCACAACGCGACGUUCCUCACGUUUGAUAGACAAUAAAACACCCGCACCGGACGAUGUUGAGGCAAAUGUCGAGCAAACGAAGACGAAAAAAACAAAUGGCAAGCCGGGCAGCAAGAAGAAACAAUUAAUGGGAGCCAAAAAGCAGCCAGAGGGUAGAGCUGCGGCAAUUCCCACGCUGCCUAUGGUGGCCGAGGCACAGACAACACAGCCAUCGCCGGAGUUGCAGCAGCAGGAGAUGCAGCUGGAGUUGGUCGCAGCCGAACAGGCGAACGAGGAGGAGGAGGAGCUCGACUACGAGCUGGAUCUGUGCCUGAGCAAAAGCCGCGAGAAGCACACCUACAGCUUUGUCUACGCGGAUGCGGGACCCAAGCGCAAAAGUCCAAAGUUGAGGCGUCGCUCGAAUAGUUACUUCAAGAACUAUCACAUGCGCGUCAUGAUGGAGGACAAUCAAGUACACACCCUGAGCAUGGCCAGUCCCAAGAUGUUUGCCAUAAGCAGCCAAGCGGCAGCGAUUAGUUCGAUUCUGAAUAUACCCAAGAAGCGAAUACGCCGUCUGACCAGCAGCAAUGGUACAGCCACAGCAACAGCAGCCACAAUCAUAGCCAAGCCCAUGGCGACAUCCACACCGGUGACGGAUAAGCAACUGUCACGCAGUGACACCAUGCAGCAACAGGAUGAGAAUGAUCUAGAAGUGGCAGCCAUCACCACAAGUGGCCACAAUAGACUCUGCACAGAGCAGCAGCAGGAAAGUCAAGUAAACGAUGCCAUGGAAAUUGAAGAUAUCGAGUCGAUACUCUCACAUUUGCAUGGCACUUGACUUGGUUUGCGUGUGUCCAGGUUGGCGGGGUGACAGCGUAGCUCCAUCCCUUUCUAGCGCUUGUCUCGCUGUGCAUGGUGAAUAAGUUAUUGAUCCUCUCCACAGCGCACAAUGUCAACGUCUAAGCGAAUUCACCUUGAAGAAGAAGUGAAUUGGAUUGGAAGAGAAGAUUUUAGUUUGUUUCACCCUCAUCUUUUUGCUUAAGUUUUUUGUAUUUAAUUGAUCCAAGCAAUAUGUGGACUUUGCAUAUAAAUAUCGUACUACUAUUACUACCAUUAUUAUUCAACCUAUAGACCUAACUAGAGUGUAAGCAUUGACGACGCGUUGAGACCGUCGUUUGAAGUCGAAUUGAAGUGUUUUUGUAUAGUAUUUAUUUAUCGUUUGUAAGGUCUGAGGAAUGCACGGACGGGACGGUAUAUUAAUUCACAAAAUGUUCACCCAUGAAUAGCAAAAUAUUUCAUUUACGAUAUAUGUGUAUACAUAUGUAUUAUAUCUAUUACAUGUACCUAUAGAAAGUUGAUUUAAUUUGUAAGCACAAAGAACAAUUUAAACGUGAAGAGUUUUGUUUUUUUUUUUUUUUUUUGGUUUUUAUGAAUAUUAAGCCACACUCCUUCAUCAUUCGAUGCCACAGGCAGUUGUGUCGAAAAAUACUCAUACAAAAUAUUCAAAGUCCUUGUGCAUUGAAAACAAAUUAAAAAAUGGGAAUUAAUAUGGAAACGAACUCUAGCAAGAUUAGCUCAACCAGCUGGGGAAUAACUUUUAAAUUUAUUUAAAAAACAAAUUCGUUUCAAUUUGCAAUUUUAAAAUUACUUUUGACUUUAGACGGGACAUCUACUUCAAUAAUAAAUAUUGUUUGUAGGUUUUUUUGUUGUGUCUAUCCAUGAGACUGU